Messenger RNA from Peromyscus leucopus (white-footed mouse), 1355 nucleotides. It is a transcript of the gene Gemin2, whose product is annotated as gem nuclear organelle associated protein 2. Gene Ontology annotation, biological process: spliceosomal complex assembly; spliceosomal snRNP assembly. The coding region runs from base 106 to 915 and encodes 269 amino acids. Gene Ontology annotation, cellular component: SMN complex; nucleus; spliceosomal complex. The record is from RefSeq and is a predicted model, not a curated record. The transcript has 10 exons. NCBI's taxonomy places the organism in Eukaryota, Metazoa, Chordata, Mammalia, Rodentia, Cricetidae.
GGCUCCGCCCCCUUCAGCCUGCCAGCGCCACCGGAGGCCGCUUAAGCUCCGGCGCCGGGCCGACCCUGGGCGCAGGCGCAAAAGGGAUUGGCGGGUUUGAAAACCAUGGCGUGGGUUCCUGCCGAGUCUGCGGUGGAGGAGUUGAUGCCACGGUUGUUACCUGUGGAGCCCUGUGACUUGACGGAAGGUUUCGAUCCCUCGGUGCCCCCCAGGACGCCUCAGGAAUACCUAAGGAGGGUGCAGAUUGAAGCGGCUCAGUGUCCAGAUGUUGUGGUAGCCCAAAUUGAUCCAAAGAAGUUGAAGAGGAAGCAAAGUGUGAAUAUUUCCCUUUCAGGAUGCCAGCCUGCCCCUGAAGGUUAUUCUCCAACACUUCAGUGGCAGCAGCAACAAGUGGUACGGUUUUCAGCUGUUCGACAGAGUGUGAACAAGCAUAGAAAUCACUGGAAAUCUCAGCAGUUGGAUAGUAAUGUGACAAUGCCGAAAUCUGAAGAUGAAGAAGGCUGGAAAAAAUUUUGUCUGGGUGAAAGGUUGUGUGCUGAAGGGGCUGUUGGACCAUCUACAAAUGAAAGUCCCGGGAUUGACUAUGUACAAAUUGGUUUUCCUCCCUUACUUAGUAUUGUGAGCAGAAUGAAUCAGGCAACAGUUACAAGUGUCUUGGAAUAUCUGAGUAAUUGGUUUGGAGAAAGAGAUUUUACUCCAGAAUUGGGAAGAUGGUUUUAUGCUUUGUUGGCUUGUCUUGAAAAACCUUUAUUACCUGAGGCUCAUUCACUAAUUCGACAGCUUGCAAGAAGAUGCUCUGAAGUCAGGCUCCUAGUGAGUAGUAAAGAUGAUGAAAGAGUUCCUGCUUUGAAUUUGCUGAUCUGCUUAGUUAGCAGGUAUUUUGACCAGCGUGAUUUAGCUGAUGAGCCGUCUUGAUAGAGCUUAUCUCCUGGGGAUGGAAGGUAGUUCUUUGAAGGCAGCCUGAGUCUGAGGAAGCACAAUGCCAAUUUGAGGACAGAGUGCAGCACUUCUUCAACGCUAUGUGAAGUGUUUCAUCUUAAUCUGCAGCUCAAGUUGAUAUUCAAAAUACUGUACUGGUUUGAGUAUCUGCAAUACCUAAGGAAAAGUCCACGGGGUAGCUGAACAGUUGGAAUAGUUUCUUCAGUCAUGUGCAUUGAAAAUAGAUGAAAUGUGACUUAUUACUUAAGCAGCUUGCAUAAAAACUGAUGAAAUUUUAUACAGGUCCCUGGUGCUGUUUCAUUGUUUGUUUACAAAUAUACAUACAUAUUUAUGUUGAAAUGUAUUUUGGCUACUCAAAUUUCAUUUGACUUUUGAACAAAAUAAAAGACAGUGGAUGUCCUUAGUAUUAUACUUCA